Thelazia callipaeda (thelaziosis nematode) is the source of this 318-nucleotide messenger RNA. NCBI's taxonomy places the organism in Eukaryota, Metazoa, Nematoda, Chromadorea, Rhabditida, Thelaziidae. The record is from the annotation of a GenBank genome assembly.
AUGGAUUUUAUACGUCAAAAGCAGCGAAUUAUGAUAAGUAAUUCGAGUACAUAUACAAAUGUUGUGAAUUGCAGAGCAGGUCGGUCGCGCUCAGAUCGGCCACGACAACGUGACUUUAAUCAUGGACCAGUCAGUUCUUCAAGUUCAAUCACAACACACCAUAAGAAUCGGGAAUGCAAUGAAAUCUCUAGCAAUGAAGCGCCAACAAUCGCAUUUCCUAAUGUAGCUAUGUAUGAGUCAUCGUGUAAUGAUGUAGUAUACAUAAAAAGUCAAUUACUGGAAUUGCGGACAUUGAUAAAUGCAUGUUUACCAAUUUAA